GAAUGAAAAAUGAAAGUUCUCUUUAUAAUUUUAAUUAUUCUUGGAACUAAUUGUUUGAUAUUUGCCAAAGGAAAACAGUUCUUGCGUUGUGAACUUUGCAAGGAACUUAUUCAAAAAUACAACUUUGACAAGACAUUUCUAUCAAAUUGGAUUUGUAUGAUUGAACAUGAAAGUGGAAGAGAUACCGAAAAAGUGACCAGAAAACCUAAUGGUAGUUCAAGUUAUGGAAUAUUUCAGGUAAACAGUAAGGGAUGGUGUACAAUGGGUCGCAAAGGAGGUAUUUGCAAUGCAAAAUGUGAAGAUUUUCUUAAUGAUAACAUAUCCGAUGAUGUUGUUUGUGCAAAAAAGAUCUAUGCCAGGGAGGGAUUUCAACAUUGGAAUGGUUGGGUUAAAAAUUGUAGAAAACCAGAGAAUCUUUUAGAUUUAAGAGUUAUUUGUGGUAUUGAUGAUUUAUAAA
Eupeodes corollae is the source of this 457-nucleotide messenger RNA. Its product is annotated as lysozyme-like. The coding region runs from base 10 to 456 and encodes 148 amino acids. The record is from RefSeq and is a predicted model, not a curated record. The transcript has 4 exons. NCBI's taxonomy places the organism in Eukaryota, Metazoa, Arthropoda, Insecta, Diptera, Syrphidae.